Molecule: messenger RNA, 2730 nt
Organism: Symbiodinium pilosum
Lineage: Eukaryota; Dinophyceae; Suessiales; Symbiodiniaceae
Source: the annotation of a GenBank genome assembly
AUGGAUUUCACAAACCUGGGUUACCUGAAAGUUGCAGCUGCAUCGCCCGUCGUCAGCAUUGGCAACCCCGUUGCCAACACAGACGAAAUUGUGCGGCAGAGUCAAUUACUCGCCGAGCAGGGUGUCAGCCUGGCCGUGUUUCCAGAGCUGUGUUUGUCCGGCUACUCCGCCGAAGAUCUGUUUUUCAGCGAUUCGCUGCUGCACAGCGUGGAGCAGGCCCUGAUCGACCUCUGUGCGAAAAACCCGCUGCCGAUGCUUGUGGUGGGCUUGCCCUGGCGGCUCAAUGAUGGACGCUUGCUGAAUUGCGCUGCCGUCAUCAGCAAUGGUCAGGUGCUGGGGCUCGUGCCCAAAUCAACACAUCCGAACUACGCUGAGUUCUACGACUUACGCUGGUUUACCCCUGGUGCUGCUGUCAACGAAACGCUGAUCCAUAACAAGCUUGGCACAAUUCCGAUACGCAUCGAUCAGCUGUUCAGCCUGGGUGGCCACCUUAUCGGCAUCGAAAUCUGUGAGGAUCUGUGGACUGCCGAACCACCCGGCGCCAAAGCCAGCCUUGCCGGCGCCUCUAUUAUACUGAACCUGUCUGCCAGCAACGAACUGAUAGCCAAAGCGGACUACCGCCGCGAACUGGUACGCAUGGCCAGUGCAGCCCAGCUGUGCGCCUACGUUUACGCCAGUGCCGGCGCCUGGGAGUCGAGUAAAGACAUUGUUUUCGGCGGACAUUGUCUGAUCACCGAGAAUGGUCAGUUGCUGGCCCAAAGUGAUCGCUUUCGCAUGGACAGCCACGCCACGGUGGCUGAAAUCGACACCGCGGUGCUGCUUCAUGACCGCGCAAAAAACAUCAGUUUUGUACACGCCGACAGACCCAGGGCUUACCGCAUCAAUACCAGCCCGGCUGCAUGUUUACCGAUGCCGGAACUGUCCCGGCACUACCCCAGGCACCCUUUUGUGCCCACAGAUGAAGCCGAGUUUGAUGCACGCGCCCAGGAAAUUAUGGCGAUCCAGAGCACCGGGCUUGCCCGGCGCAUGCGCGCCGCCCACUGUGAUCACCUGGUGCUGGGUUUAUCAGGCGGUCUGGAUUCAACGCUGGCUUUCCUGGUGUGCCUGGAUGCGCUUAAGAAGCUGGACCUGCCGUUUACCCACCUGCACGCGCUGACCUUACCCGGGCCCGGCACAGGCAGCCAGACCCUGAAAAAUGCCCGCGAGCUGGCCAGCGAAGCCGGGGUCGACCUGCAGGAAAUUUCUAUUGAAGCCGCCGUUGCACAACAUCUGAAGGACCUUGACCACGGCGGCGAGCACGACAUUGUCUUCGAAAACGCCCAGGCACGGGAACGCACGCAGAUUCUGUUCAACUACGCCAACAAAGUCAGCGGCCUGGUGGUCGGCACCGGUGAUCUGAGCGAACUGGCAUUGGGCUGGUGUACCUUUAACGCUGACCAUAUGGCCAGUUACAACGUCAACGCCAGCGUACCUAAGACGAUGAUGGCUUAUCUGGUUCGCUGGUAUGCGGCACACCGCAGCGAGAAAGGUUUAUCAACAGUGCUGCAGGAGGUUCUGCAAACACCCAUUUCACCGGAGCUGAUUCCCUCAGAUGACGAGGACAUCGGCCAGCAGACCGAAGAAAUUGUUGGUCCUUACGAACUGCACGACUUUUUCCUGUUUCAUUACCUGCGCAACGGCGCCACACCGACAAAAAUCUUUCAUCUUGCCACGCUCAGUUUUGCGGACAGCUAUGCUCCCGCGACCAUCGUGAAGUGGCUGCGUCAGUUCUUCUCUCGAUUCUUCAGCCAGCAGUUCAAGCGCACCACUUUGCCCCCGGGCCCCAAAGUCGGCAGCGUGAGUCUUUCGCCAAGAGGCGACUGGCGCAUGCCCGAUGAAGUCUGCGGUGAUACCGGUGUCUGGAUACAGAUUCUCGGCGCCGGUGGUCCGGAGAUUGACGACGGCGCAGCCGGGCCGAGCUACGUCAUCUGGAAUGACAACAAAGCACGCAUCAUUAUCGAUACCGGGCCAGGGUCGUCCGUUGGCUUUGACCAGUCCGGCGCCAAGUUCGAGGACCUUUACGCCAUUGCAUUCACACACCUGCAUGCAGAUCACAGCGUCGACUUUCCCGCCUUCAUCAAAGGUUCCUAUUUUCUUGACCGCACCGAGCCGCUGAUCAUUCUCGGACCCGACAGCAACAAUGUUAACUAUCCGGACACCGAAACUUUUGUAAAUCGAAUGAUCGGCCCGGAUGGUGCUUAUCCUUACCUGCAGGAUUUUCUCACCCAUCAAUCCAGCGGCGGCUAUCGCGUACGUGUGCGCAACGUGCCUUCCCUGGGCAAAAAAAGGUGGUCGGGGUUUGGCAAUGAUGAGCUUCGCAUGAGUGCUAUUCCCGUCAACCAUGCGGACGUUCCGGCAAUCGCCUGGCGGGUGGAUAUCGGCGAGAUGUCUAUUGUUGUCACCGGCGAUUUCAACAAUCUGAAAAACGUCAUGCCCGAGUUUGCCAAAGGUGCAGAUGCCCUGAUCGCCACCCAUGCCAUCGCUGAAAACGCACGUGGUAAUCAGCGCGAGCUGCACGCUUUGCCAUCACAACUUGGCCGCAUCGCAGACCAGGCUGAAGCACGCAUGCUGAUCCUCAGUCAUCGCAUGAACCGCACCCGCGGCCGGGAAAGUCAGUCACGCGCGGAAAUCGAAAAAUCCUACGACGGAUACAUUCUGUUUGCUGACGAUGGAGAAUGCUGGGGCCUGUAA